This is a messenger RNA of Cutaneotrichosporon oleaginosum, 942 nucleotides long. NCBI's taxonomy places the organism in Eukaryota, Fungi, Basidiomycota, Tremellomycetes, Trichosporonales, Trichosporonaceae. The record is from RefSeq and is a predicted model, not a curated record.
AUGUUCGAGGCAUAUUUGCCGCCAAUUGACUCAGUCGACCCCUCCUCUGGUUCUUCAACUGGCACCUCACCCCGCCGCUCGUCCAGCAACUCACCCGGCAUCUCAACUGGCAUCUCAACCGCCAUCGCGUCCGGCAGGAGCUCCCCAAGCACGCCUCAGCCGAAACAGAAGAAGGCCGCACGCGCGAAGACCCAGACGCCUAGCCCCUCAAAGUCUAAUGUCUCACCUACGGCCUCACAGGCGCUCGCGGCUCCCAUCUCAGACGACACUACCUGGACAGAUGGCGACUUUCAGGUGAUCACCUCUGACCGGGUGCGCUUCCGCGUCCCCUCCUUCCUCCUGUUCGCCGCGAGCCCCAUCUUCCGGGACGCGGAGAGGUUCGCAGUCCACACAUCGGAAGAAGUCAGCUUCUGCGCCACUCUUCGGGAGAAGCAGUACGAGACGGCGGCCAUCUUCCGUCUCUUCAUGGCGAUCAUCUCCAAAAGUGAGCUGGAGGUUGAGGACAAGAAACCCGGCCCGGACUUGCGCUUCCCUCAACGCGCGCGCGUAUAUCGGGACCUGUACAAGUUUCUCGAGAAGUGGGAGAGCGUGACCGGCCUCCGCCUUCUGGGAUGCGAGCUGCGCAUGGGUGUCCUCGAAAACGGCGGCCUUCACAUCCUCUUCGCCUUUCUCGUAGGCUCACUCACGCAUGACGUCGGCCUGUGCACCGCCGCCAUCGCGCGGUCUGCCACCGCCUCGCAGAUGAGUACAGGCGACGACAUUCUGAUGACGCCGAGCAAAUGGCCGUCCUGGUUCUGGAGCACGUGCCCGCCGACGUACUUGGGCUCUCUGAUCGUCGCAAAGGAGGAGACGUACGAUUCCAAGGAGCUUCUGGACAAGUUCAAGAUGCAUCUCCUCAGGCUUGGAGGGCGGAGUGUGGACAUCUGCUUCCGCUGCGAGUGA